Molecule: messenger RNA, 936 nt
Organism: Acanthosepion pharaonis
Lineage: Eukaryota; Metazoa; Mollusca; Cephalopoda; Sepiida; Sepiidae
Source: the annotation of a GenBank genome assembly
AUGGUCUCACAUCAGAAAAUGGGAGGCAUGACUUUCUGCGCGACCCGGUAUAUGUUUGCCUAUGCAUUUGCAUGCAUGGGAUCAAUUUUUCGUAUUCAUUCUCGUAAAAAAGAUUGGUCUAUCAGAGUAUGUCUCGAGGAAGAGAAGAAGACAUAUUUUCCGUUGAGCAAGAUUACGCUUUAUCUAAUAGAAUACAUUAAAAUCUAUCUAUCUAUCUAUCUAUCUAUCUAUGCUUUAUCUACUGGGAGAGACAGGAGAAAUAGAUCAACAGCUAUUCCUGCAUUUAAUCUAUUGAUAGAAAAAGAGAAAAUGAAGGAUUUAUGUAUAAACAUCAACAGAGAUAAAUGUAAGAUCUACCUGUCUAUCUGUCUAUCUAUCUGUCGAUCGAUCGAUCUCUUCAUCGAGAGUGCCCAAGAAAGAUAUGUAAAAGGAAGUAAGAGUAAUGUUCAACUAAUAUUGAGAUAUGCAGGAUGGAUGGAUGGAUCUAUCUAUCUAUCUAUCUAUCUAUCUAUCUAUCUAUCUAUCUAUCGUAUUCUAUCUUUUAUCUAUCGGUUUAUCUUAUUCUGUCUCUUAUCUAUCUAUCUAUCUAUCUAUCUGAAUAACUGUCUUUUCGUAAGUACAUCUACGCGAUCUAUCAGUAUCAAUUACAGAAUCGACCAGAAAAGAAUUGGAAAAUCUCAAGAACAUCAUAUUUCCUUUCUUUUUUUUGUUCUCUCUCUCUUUCUCUUUCUCUCUCUCUCUCGGAAAAUUCCCACAUAUUUCUUUCUUUCUUUCUUUCUUUACAUUAUCCUAUUUGAAAUGAAAUUUUCUUCACUCUUGCUGUUUGUAUCUCUUUUUCACCGUCCACUUUGCUUUUUUCCCACUUUUCUCGUCUUUCUCUCUUUCUCUUUACUUUUCUUUUUAUUUUCUCUUUCUUCUACUUACAAAACUCUUUAA